Molecule: messenger RNA, 6532 nt
Organism: Danio rerio (zebrafish)
Lineage: Eukaryota; Metazoa; Chordata; Actinopteri; Cypriniformes; Danionidae
Source: RefSeq, a predicted model, not a curated record
AGAUGAAUUCAAAGGGUCUUGAACUCUGGGAGUCCUGCAAGAACACUUUGCCUUUCCAGAUGACUUUAUUAAGCGAUUUAAGUCACUGCAGGGAUGCAAACGCAGACCUCCAAGCUCAUGAUGGAGUCAGACACAAUAUUCAUUCCGUUUCCACUGCAGCAUGACCUAAUAUUCCAUACUGGACAUUAUUUCUGUUAAGGUGCAAGACCUAAGUCUAAGAAAAGUCAGACCUUACUGUCCUAAUCCUAUAUCUAUUCAAUCCAGAGAAUUGUCUAAGUUUCCUCCACAACUCUUUCGCUCUCUGUGUUUAUGUAGGGCAUCCGUGUUUACAGUAUGGUUUCAGCAUAAUCAGAAUUCUCCCUCAGGUAGUCUAGAGUUUGAAAGCAAUGGCUGGGAUGUUCACAGGACCGCUGAGAACAAGACAAUGUAAAAAUCUAAAAAUGUGUGAUGCCACGCUGGUUUCAUUUGCUAUUCGUCUCACGGCUGUUUCGGUGUGUCGUUCUGACACAGCUUCCAUUCUCUAUGCUGAUGCUCAAUCCCCCUCCGGCUGAUACCUGAGACGUGACAGUUACCAGGGACUUAAGUUCUUAAACCUUUAGUUUUUUUUUUCUCCACCUCCUCCCUUGCUUUUCUCUCCUCCAGAACGUCCUCGGGGGAUCUAAACCCGCCGCGUUUGUUUUCACUUAAAAGAAAACGUGAACGUAAAGCAAUUAUUUAUUUAAUAAAUACACAGCCUAUAUAAAGAAUUCAUUGAUAUUCUGUGCGUCUCUCAAGGUUAUGCAUUCAGAUGGCGUUGUAUCACCUUGUUUAUCCUGAAGUUUAUGUAUCAGAGCUGGAAUUCCAGAGUUAUUAAUAGCCGGCGGUGACAUCAUUCAUUGACCCAAUCUCCGCAAUGUCCCUUCACACCUAACCUGCAAAACGCAUGGCUGCCUUCCCGGCUGCCUGUCAGUUGUCUUGGUAACAGCCACCAGUGGUGCAGAAAUGACCACAAGACAAAAGACGAAAAUCACAUUUAUAGCACGUAUUAGCAAUCAGCUAGCUAGUGGCAUCAGAAUUCAGAACAAAACAGAAAAUGUGCGAAGCGCUGGUGAUGUGCCGCGUAAAUGUCUGAGUCUGAACAUCACAGCUGUUGAAGAGCAUCUGCAGGCUAUUAAGUGUAAUAUAGUGUCGUCAGUCUUGACAGGUAACAGCACUUACGCGUCCAAACUGAAUUUCAAAUGAACUGCUGCGUUUUUCUGCUAUUUAUGGCUCGCACUCAGCAUGAGAGUGACGUCUCAAAGCCCUGUGUUUGCUGCGGCAGAGAUGUGUCUGGUGUCAAACAGAAGGCCCUCUGACCGGCGUUUUGAGACUGCUAGCCUGCGGAAACUGAUGAUAGCAUCUUUGUGGGGGCUUUUAAGUUGUUUAUCGGUAAUGUAGGAGAGUGACAUUUCAGAGUCGUGUUGCCGUUGGCUGCUGGGCCUAAUGUUGCGCACAGAGGUUUUAUGUUUAUAAUUCAGCCUUCUUUUAAUGAUUACAUUUCUUCCAUUAGUAUCGUAACUAAAUGGAACUGAUAACCAGUUUCUGAAUGCAUUGUUUGCUACUCUAUCCCACAAUGCAAAGUCCUGGACUUGACCUCAUUUGCAGAAUGAUUAAUGAUGCGAAGAAGUGACACUCCAAAAAAAAAUGCUAAGCUAUAAACAUUGUGUAUGCUUACGGUUCAUUAAGGGCCUUUUCUUUGAGUGCCUAAAUUAUGGAAUGAUUUACCUGCGUAUAUUAGGAAUGCUGUUUCCUUGGAUUGUUUUAAGAAACUCUUCAAGAUUAAAUUGUGAUUUAUCAAUUAAAAUUUUGCUUAUUUAUUGGUUUUAUUUUUAUUUUUUAGGAGUUUUCACCUUUAUUCGGAAAGGACAGUAGAGGUUGCAGACAGGAAAGUAAUGGGAAUAGAGAGAGGGGAAGGGUCGGGAAAGGACCUCAUGCCAUCAAUCGAUCUUGGGUCGCCGAAGCACCACGGUGCUCAUACCUGUCAACACUAACGUUUUUCCCAUAUUUCAGACCCAUCUCCCAUUUUGUUGUCUCCCGCAAAACUCCCAGAAUUUUUUUUGGUAUAGUCCCCGGAUUGCCGUAAUUGGUAGUACAGACCAGGGACCCCACUCUUCAGUUUGCAACCCCCUCCACCCCUUCUGCUGUUCAGUUCGCUACUCUACCUCCCUCCUCCUUGCGAAACCCCCACCCCAACCCCAACCAAACCCCGAUAUUCAUUUCGCGAAUCCCCACCUCCCCCCAGAUUUUCACAGACAUGUUGGCAGGUAUGAUGGUGCUAUAUGUCGGCGCACUUAACCAAACGGUUUUAUUGAUAACUGCUGUGUAAGUUAUUACUUGGAUUAUUUUGGACGUAUUUUUUGAAAUCUCGACAUUCUUGAGUUGUUUGUAUGCAUUGUAGUGCUUUGGGACUAAGAAAAGCACAUCAUACAUUUUUUAAAAUUAUUAUUAGACUGCAAUAUAUUGUAUCAGUCAAGAGUCAGAACUGCAUAUUUUCACAUCCAUAUUUGGUUUGAUAUGAAUCAGAGACUGUGCCAAGGGUAAAAUCUUUGACCUUUGUCAGGGUAGACAGUCAGUUUAUGUGGAAAUGAGAAAAGAACCGAAAACCGAAAGAAGAUGGGGAAUAACAAUGGUUGUAGUAAGUAUUAUGACCUUUCAAUCUCAAAUACAGGGGAACAUAGAUGUUACCUCAGGAUUGUAACCACGCAACAAUAAAUUCUUCAAAACGUGUGAAAUAUACGCACUGACCUUCAGGAUAAUGGCAUUUUGAAUAGAGGAUUCUAGAGAUCAUCAGAAACAUGCUGUUAAAAUGCCCCCUAAUGCAGAAUUAAAAACUUGAGCAUUUGCACUUUUUGAGGGCUCCUGCAUACCAGAUGAACCAGAAAUAAACCAAAGACAUGAAUAAGUAUUUUCAUGCUGCAGUGUGCCAGGUUAUUAAUUUUAAAAGUCACAUCCUCAUGCGUUUUUCUUUUUUUUUUAGGGACUAGCCCUGCUUGUGCUGCCCCAUAAAGCACUAAGAGAGGGGGGAGUCUGCCUCCCCCUGGCAUCCUGCUAUAAAAUCACGAGUGUAAUUGUAGCGUACUCAGGCAGAACAGGAGUAAUCAGAUCAGUCCCGAGGCUGAGAACAUAUAUAUAUGGAGGGGCACAGCAUCAGCACCGGAUUAAACCCCCCAUCAAGUCCCCGCUUGCUGAUUGAGGUAAAGACGAGUUUCCUGAAAGUAGGUAAACGAGAUCAAGAGAGGGAGAGAGGAAAAGCCGUAAGAGGGAGUGGGAGGAAGAAUGAACCAGAAAGGGAGGCAGCGCAGUGCGAGUAAGCAAGCGAAAGACAGAGAGAGAGAGAGAAAGAGAGAGAGGGGACGGGGAGGGAGUCGAAGGCAGGAAGCGAGCAACAGCCAGUGGAGAAUAGAAAUACAGGGAGUUUAAGGGAGCGGGUGGAAAACCGAGGCCCGUCGCCAAACAAGAGGACACCAGGAGAGAAGAGAGGUGUGGGGGAAAGAAGGGUAAGAGUCCAGAGAAAGAAAACACACCGGGAUCACAUCAGCAGGAGGAAGCAAGAUACCAGAAGGUGGGGGUCGAAGUGAAGAAGCAUGCAAGAGAAAGUUUGAACGCAGAACAGAUGAGAAAAACAUCUCCCGGUAAUGACAAGGCCGGGCCACUUGAAGAAGGGACACCUACUCUCGAGAGUCCCCUUCUUGGGCCGCAGAAUGUUCUCCGAGACAAAAGGGAUUGUGGAGCAAUCCAUCAAAUCAUCCCAACUACAUAACGGAUUACAAAAACCUGAAGCUGACCUCCUUGCCUAUUUUGGGAGUGGGGAUCAUGUAAGGAACACCUGUGGACCAAAGCAGGAGAAUUCCCCCCUUAAUGGAUACGCAUCCAAGGAACACGUAGACAUUCAGGGGGGUCAUGCGCAGCUUGCUGUAACUGGACAGAUUUGUCAGACAAAUUUAACCAGAGUGCGGUGGAGCCGGCCUCCUGGGAAGGGGCUGCAACAUAACAGCGUCUCUGUGAACUACAGCUUGAGAGAAUGCAGCUUUGUGGUCCACCGGCACCAAACCGAGACACACCCCUUCUUGAGGAAGUGUGCUCUGGACGCGCCAACACAGUUCAGAGGUCAUGGAAACUGUGGCGUGCCUGUUUGUGGGGCAGACCAACAAUCAGCCUCUGUGCAAGGGGCUCUGCUUACGCAGCAACAUGCAUCAGACUGGAUGGACACAAGUGACACUCACAUUUCGACCUUUAGUGAGGAUUCAGAACUUUGCACUUUUAAUGGACAGGGAACUUUAAGUAGAUGCCUGGGACGUGUAGUAAUGCAAGACUUGAACGGAUCUAGUCUGGUGCAGGAAGUUAUGCUGUCUACCAAAGAUGUCAAUCAUACUAACCACCGUAAGUGUCAAGCAGGGGAUUUCAGCAGACAAGAAGGAGCGAGUUUGAGCUCAAAACAUUCAGAAAGAACCAUUCGGGACCAGAUCCAAAGAGUUGUUGUGAAUCUUGAGGAAGUUCUACAUGGGCUGAAAGAGAUACAUCUGGAAAUGAAGGAGGUAGUCCAGAAAAUAGACCUGUUGACAUCUGACAUUGAUAUAGGACAAGAGGAACCUGGGGAUACUUUCAGAAGGAGCCCCUCAGGAAGGAUGGACAUCAAAGUGGCGUCCUCUCAAGGAGUCCACGAUGAACCAGCCCUCAAAAAACCAACUCCAUCUAGGGCACCACCAGCAUAUCCCGUCAGAGAUCAAGGGCUGCGUGAGGUCGACCCGAAAUUGGACUCAACUCAGGAGAUGCUCCCUUCUCAAACAUCAGGAAUCAAUUCAAAGCGCAGGAGCCAAAAGCCUCCUCCGUACCCCUAUGCCAGCACGGGAAGAGUGAAUCCAAAAGCUAAAGAUAAAAGUCAGAAGACGCCCCCCUACCCCUUUAGACGAAGACUGCUCUCGACAAUUGUUUGAGGAGACAUCAGGGUAAAAAAAAAGUGGAGUAUUUACGUGGCAUACUCUGUUAGAGGCACCGAUCUGGUAAGUUUGUUCUUCAUCUGAUCCAAUAAACCAGCAGAAAUUUAUUGUCCGGAAAGUCUCUCAGGUCACUGUUGAACCGUGUAAUACCUUUACUCUUUAGGUCUAUAAAGAGGACAUGACAAAAACGUCAUGUACUAAUAAAUCUACAGAGUGGCAUGGUUGACUGGGGACCACUUCUUAGAUGUACUGUACGUCAAGGUAGCGGGAGAUUAUUUCUAGCCUUAGAUGACAUCUGGAGUGGGAAGCAAUCACAAUUCCAAUUCCCCUGAUCUCCCAGCAUGCCCCAUCUGCUAAAGGAUUAUUUUUUUAUUGCUUUCCUAACUCUAGUUUAAGUCUUGCCUCACCAAUAUGAUGUUCUCAGAUACACAUCCUAUUUUAGUUUACACAAUGCGAUAACGCAUGGCAUUCAAACGGAAGCAUUUUUCAACAGGUACUGAAAGAAACUAGGCACUUUUACAGAAUAAUGUCUCCCUCAAGUGUGCUGCAAGGCUCAUUUCAAGCUGUAGUACCGCACAAAACAUUCUCUGGCAUGCUUUGCAUUUAGUUUUUAAAGUAUAGAAUCUAUAAAAUCAAAUAAAAACAUCAUGCUUUUGGUUCUCAAGACAUUAAUUUCUUUAAUAGCUUGUGAAUUGCAUUGCAGGCUCUUUUAUUCACAGUUGGGAUACCGACAAGCCUUUCAAAGAGCUGACUGGACAAAUCUUGAACAGAAUCAGCAAAUUUGUAGCUUGUUUUAAUUUUAUGCAGCAGAAUUACACACAUUUUGCACCCUUAAGAGUGCAAAAAAAACAGCCCUCAGAGGUUGUUGCUUUCAAACAGACACAAUUCACUUACUUUACGCAAAAAUAUUAGGUAUACAAAGUCAGCAAAUAGUAAGGCCAGAAGUCAAAUUGUUCUGAUAACAGAUUUAUUCAAAUUCCGAUACAUCGGUUAUCAGAAUAAAGCAUGACUGGGAGACAAAAGGAACUGUAGUAACCAUCUUGAUGUUUUUUCCUCCACCACAGAAAUACUCAAAGGAUUCUGACACACCCCAAAGAUUUAGUGGGAAUUGUCUACAAGCGUGCCUUUACACCAGCCUAAGAAACAACAUCCCUCUGUCCACCCACGGCCGUCUGGGACUGAGAAGAAAAGAAAUAGAGAGGAUGAGCGACACAAGACAUUAACAGAGAAAGCCUGGAGGAGUGGGCUGAAUAACAAAGAGAUCCUGACUAAGAAUAACAAAAGGAGACAUGAGCGAACGGCGCGCGCGUUUCAUACGUGCUUUUGAACUUUUUCUUAUUUACACCGGGGGACAAGGCCACCAGGACGUCACCGUCACCAUCCUGCAACCGAGAAAUUCAAUGCAAUCUGAAGAUGAAGACGUUUUCAUAAAGUACUGAUAUGCAACACCUGUACAAAAAAUAAAAGGAGCUGACGGCUUUUGAUCCGAGAGCGACGAGCGUUAGGAAUCUGAAUUAAGGAUUUGAUCUGCGGCAAAUGUCAAUGUCACGACUGACGGUAAAUUUUAAAGAAGCUCU